Messenger RNA from Didymodactylos carnosus, 405 nucleotides. Lineage: Eukaryota; Metazoa; Rotifera; Eurotatoria; Philodinida; Philodinidae. The record is from the annotation of a GenBank genome assembly.
AUGCUUGGAGCAAUGCAGGUAUCACAAUACGGUGAUCUAGCAAAUUGGAUGAUUCCGGGCAAACUUGUGAAGGGAAUGGGUGGGGCGAUGGAUUUAGUAGGAUCUGGUCGCACAAAAGUCGUCGUUACUAUGGAACAUAAUGCCAAAGAUGGCUCUCCUAAAAUACUCGAAUCCUGUAACUUACCUUUAACAGGAAAAAGUGUUGUGGAUCUCAUUAUAACAGAAAAGUGUGUAUUCGAAGUUGAUCAUGAAAAAGGUUUAACUUUAACGGAACUAGCUGAUGGUUAUACGACCGAAGAUAUUAUAAAAUUAACCGGUUGUCCAAUAAAUGCAAGUUUACAAAUCUCUGAUAAUGUUAAACCAAUGCAACAAGUUCAAACAAAAUCGUCUACAAAACAAGGUUAA